Molecule: messenger RNA, 11107 nt
Organism: Wasmannia auropunctata (little fire ant)
Lineage: Eukaryota; Metazoa; Arthropoda; Insecta; Hymenoptera; Formicidae
Gene: DIP2
Product: disco-interacting protein 2
Exons: 16
Coding region: 1727-8173 (2148 amino acids)
Source: RefSeq, a predicted model, not a curated record
GUGAUUCGACGCGACUUGGAGUACGCGCCUCGACGGCGAGACGAAGCGGGCGCCGCGCGAAUUCGAACGCGCGUACGCGCGUCGAGCCGUCGUCGUACGCCACGCGAUCUCGGAGCGUGCUCGGUUCGUGCGUGAGCUCUUCCGAAGUCUUUCGAAGAAUUUUAUUUUUUGAAGCAAUCGCAACGCACGAUCGAGUUUACGCGCGAGUAAGCUAUCUCGCGUGUCUCGCGGCGCGAGUGAGAGGUUUCUACUUGCCAAUUGAAAGCCAAUAGAGAAUUGUGUCUGCGAGUGUUUAUAGUGGACGGCAAUGAUUUUAAACGAUCACCAGAUAUUUGUGAGUGUCUGGACGGAACGCGCCAUUUCCGACAAAUGUUAAUCAUUUUAGUGAAUAUUUGCCAGAAUUUUAUAGGAUAUAUCUGGUGGUGCUAAGUGUAUCUUUAGUGCAUAAACAACAAAUCACACGUUUAAGAAAUAAAAAAGUAUAUUUUCAUAAUGCAAAAACGCAGAUUUAAUUCAUCUGUUAGAUAACAAAGCUUUGAUUUUAAUAUAUUUUUAUAUAUUCCUUUUUCUUUGACUUUAAGUGGAAAGUAAAAUCAAAUUUAAUGAAAACUUUCCUACACGAAACAAAUUCCACGUAGAAAAUUACGCUUGGAUCAUCGAGAGAGCGUGUGGAGAACGACUGAGGAGGAGAGGAAAGGGGUGUGGGACAAACGCCGUAAUCGUCCGAGGGCGGAGAAAGUAUCUGACGAAGUUUCAAGGUAUUUUCGUGGCAGUUAAGCCGUUGAGCGAGAUAUUCAAAGGAAAUUGCAAUUGAUCAGAUAAGAAUCGAUAAACGACAAAAUAUAAAUAGCAUGGUUUAAGAAGAAAACAUUUGAGCUGUUUACUGAUAAAUGAUUAAGUGAUACAUCGAUAUUAAAUAGAGAAACACAGAUAUAAAUGGAUAUAUCAAUUACGAAAGAAAAUUUAUAUCGAAUAUUGUCUUAACAAUAGUAAUAAUAAUAAGUAAAUAGUGAUCGUCAAACUUUGUCGUGCAUGAGAAGAAAUCACUUUCUCGAGACCGAGUGCAUUGACUUCAAAGACGCUCGUGCAAUUCGCGUUGAAUCUUUUCGUAUAGAAUGAUCAUUCCGGUCGAACCCAGGGCACGGAAGAAAAGGGAGGAGGAGGGCAAUGAGGAAGAUGGAGGAGGAGCGGUGGUGGUGGCGGCGCAGCAGCACGGCGUCGAAAAAGGAAAGCCACGCUGAUCAUCCACGACUGGAAGACCUCGGCGUUGCACCUUAGCGGGCCUUAGUGCAACGGAGAAGAGGAACGAAAGAGAGAAAGGGAUAGGAAGGACGAGGAGGAGGAUACGGAUAGCGAAAGGGCAAGGAGGGCAAGAAGAAAAAAGAAACAAAGAGUAAAGGGAUUGAGAAGGAGAAACAGAGAGAGAGAGAAAGCAACGAAGGAGGAGAAAGGAAUCCAUAAAUUCACUUUUGUUUCCACAAAUAUUGCCUUUCGUAAAUCCAGAAUUACCAAGAAUCUUAUUAACUUUGCAAACUCCUCCGUAAAUUCUCGAUUGUGCAAGAUACUUUUGCAUUUAUAGCUUUCUUAUAUCACUCUUAUGUAGAUCUUUGUGAUCCGCGAAUGCAUCCAUUAAUCUUUGCCACAUAAAUGUAUCUGAUAUCACUUAGAGAUAGUAUAAAUCUGUAGCGAUUCUACUUCCGUGAAUUGAGGUUGGUCGCGUUGCCUCAUGAGGCCCCUAACCUUCGAGAACCUGAGAAGGCUCGUGAGCCGCAAGAAGGAUCGCAAUGAGCCCUCCUUCAAGCGCAGCGAGUCCUUCAAGAGAAUUUCUAUUAGGAAGAGUUAUUUGGAUCGGGGUAAACGACGAAACCGCCUCCAGAAAAAUUUAGAGCCUGUUAAUUCUACUCCGCAACCAGCAGCAAACGAUAAAAUUGUUUCUCAACAAAUUAAGGAGCAAGAAUGCAAGGAUCAAGAGUGUUCCCUCAGUCGCGACUCCAUCACUUAUGACGAGUGGCUUCAAGGAGUCAGUUCUUCUUCCCGCGAGAAACUUCACGAGGAUCAUCUCGAAUCUCUUCAGCAUUCUAAAACUAAGGCUACAAAAUUUGCCACACAUACUGACACGGAUUCGAUUGUCGAGGAUCUGAAAAUUCUUGAGCUCGAUGCUUCGCCUAUUUUAACACCUAAAUCUAAAUCCUUUGGGAUUGUUACGGAGUUAGAUCGGGACGAGACGACCAAUGGGCACGACAACCUUUGGACUCAAGAGUCCUCUAUAGAAGGAUCGCUCAGUGUCAGCAUCAGUCUCGGCAGGAUAUGGAGGGAUGCGGUACCAGUUCCGGUCUCAGUUCCGGUAUCGGUUCCUUCGUAUUCCUCUGUCUCGAAUUCUUCAGUUCAUCAUUCUCUGGACAGCGCUCUAAAGGAGAAGAAACCGCAGCCAACUGUUGCAAGAACAGUUUCGGCACCAGAGAAGCCUGUCAGCAAGGAGACUUCGUCAUCCUUUGGUUUCUCUCUUAGGAUUGCCAGAUUCGCUGAUUUUAGGCCAGGGGUGACGCGAAAUGGUCUCUUUCGUCGGAAGACACCUAAGCCAUCACCAAGUGUGAGCACGGAGGGCUAUUUCAAACGAACGAGCGCAUCUAGACAUUCUAGUUCUCGCCGUCGAAGUGGUAAAAGAACUUCUCAACGGGCUAGCAAGAAGAGUCAGCAACCUGCGAUUCGCACCAGUAGUCCGGUAUGGUUUGUCCCGCCCGAGAGACGUCGCUCGACACGUCAACGACGAGUUUGGCGGGAGAUCAGAUACUUUCCCGAUGAUGAGUGUCCGAUCCUGGAAAGGAUUAACGACUGGUCGUCAAACGUGUCAGAUGACCAAUUCGACGACCAAAAGCUGCUGUUGUCAGGUGAUUUCAAUGAGCGUCGGGAAGAUGACGCCUUCAACUCGAUAGUUUCAUCGUCCUUGGGUUCUUUCUCGGCGACAUCGUCCUCAUCAUCGGCUUGUCCAGUUCCAAAAAUUAGUGACUUUAAUGAGGACAAGCUGUUUUCCGAGGAGCUAAGGACUAAUGGUCUUCUGAUGCAUGGAUCUACUUGGAAGCUUUCGACGACAACGACAACAACGGCGACAACGGCAACAACAAUGAUGUCAAUAGCAACGCCGGCGAGAACGAUCAUUUCUGGGAAUUAUUUUGCCAGCAGUCAGUUUGUUACCUUUUUAGCCAAGGACGUUGUCAAGGAAAGGUCGAAAAACGAAAGCUCCAAUACGGGUUACAGAUGUCUCUCGUCGACUGACAGCGAGGACGAUGAUGUUGAUCGUUUCAAUGAUCGCAGAAAAAACUUUCCACAACAGCGGCAGCAGUAUUUAAAGAGACAAAAAUCAGGACUUAGAAGGAGACCCUUACGCCGGAAAUCGCAAUUGAGAAGAGCGUCUGGUCAGCCGGUAUUCCUCGUGCGCAAGUGCUCAUCCUUGAGAAAACGUCCUAGAGAUAUUACGCAGAAGGGUUAUGAAAAGAAACGGACGCGUCUACUUCAGCAAUACGCCUCGAAGCAGAUAGGCGGUCGACUAGCACCUGGAGGAAUCGCCAGUCCCCCGGGUUCUGGCGGCUCCACAGGGAACACUGGGAACUCGAACUCGGCUGCUGCGGCGGCGGCAGCAGCGGCAGCAGCUAGACGCGGUAAUCGCAGACUCACACGCAAUGAGAGCCGUUACCAUUCCGAGGUGCGCCAGGAGGCGGUGCAGCAGGCCUUGGCAGCGAUGCAGGGACGACCAAAGCCAUCCUUGCCAAUGCCAUCUAAGAGAACCUCCGUGAUGGCCAGAAGCCCCGAUCGGGAGAGACGCGAUAGCGGCGAGUCCAGUAGCGAUGAGGAUAGCGUCGUCACUGAGGAGAGUCCGGGCGCGGGUGGUCCAACCGGCACCGGUCUUUCGGAUACCAGCAGUACUGGUUCCGCUCGCGACACUCCACCGCCACCCAGACCGCCGGCUAGGAGGCCACCAGGCGCCGACAUUACCGACAUCGCCGAAUACACGCCGCACGCCUAUUGUAAUAUUCAACCACCGGAUGUUACUCACGUGACGAGUAGCACCCCGGUCGGGCAGCAGCAAUCGGCAACGCGGCGGCCUGGCGCCGACCGGGUGAACCGUUAUGCGCACGUAGUUGAGGAUCAGAAUAGUACCGGCACCACCGGCCGCUGGAAGGUCUCCGCAAAGAUCCAGCAAUUAUUAAACACACUGAAACGGCCGAAGCGUCGGCCGCUACCAGAAUUCUACGAGGACGACGAUAUUGAACUGGAAAUCGCGGCAAAUCCGAAGGAUCCAAAUGCUCCCAAACCCGAAGGUGGUUCCAUGACAUCGGCAGUAGGUGAGGCGCUCUCAGUGCCAUCGGGCUUGCCACGAUCUCUCGAAGCCGCCAUUCAGAGGUACGGCUCGGCGACAUACAAAGCGCCUGUGGCCACCGUCCUAGAUCCUAACGGCAAACUUUGCGUAACGCUCACAUACGGUAAACUGCUCAGUCGCUCUCACAAGAUUGCCUAUACCCUUCUAAAUAAGGCUCUAAGUCGCGGCGGGGAUUGCUGCCUGAAACCUGGCGACAGGAUCGCCCUGGUUUAUCCGAACAACGAUCCGAUCAGCUUUAUGUGCGCCUUUUAUGGCUGUCUUCAGGCCGGUAUCGUGCCAGUACCCAUCGAAGUACCUCUGACCCGUCGUGAUGCGGGUUCUCAACAAAUCGGGUUUCUCUUAGGGAGUUGUGGAAUUCAGGUGGCGCUGACUAGUGAAGCGUGUCUGAAGGGUCUGCCGAAGACGGCAGCUGGCGAAGUGGUAGCCUUUAAGGGCUGGCCAAAACUGCAUUGGUUCGUUACCGAGCAUCUAGGCAAGACGCCUAAGGAUUGGCUGCCGCCACCACGGCUCACCGAUGACACGCCUGCAUAUAUUGAAUAUACCACCGACAAGGAUGGCUCCGUGAUGGGCGUGACCAUUACCAGGGCAGCAAUGAUGGCCCACUGUCGCGCACUCACGCAAGCCUGUGGCUACACCGAAGGCGAGAAUGCUGUCUGCGUGUUAGACUUUAAGCGGGAAGUGGGCCUCUGGCACAGCACUUUGACUAGCGUGCUAAAUGGCAUGCAUGUCAUUUUUAUCCCUUAUGCACUGAUGAAAGUUAAUCCCGCUAGCUGGAUGCAGAUGAUCACAAAGCAUCGUGCUAGUGUCGCGGUCGUAAAAUCGCGAGAUCUUCACUGGGGUCUGUUAGCAACUAAGGAUCAUAAAGACAUCUCUCUGGCAUCGUUGAGGCUGCUACUCGUUGCAGAUGGUGCAAAUCCCUGGUCUCUUUCGUCCUGCGAUCAGUUUCUCUCAGUGUUUCAAUCCAAAGGACUCAGGCCGGAUGCUGUCUGUCCUUGCGCUUCCUCGAGCGAGGCCCUUACAGUUUCCGUGAGAAGGCCAGGACGCGCAGGAGUAAAUGCGACUGGCCGUGGAGUUCUCUCCAUGUCCGGUCUGAGUUACGGAGUUGUCAGAGUAGAUCAGGAGAAUUCUCUUACGUCGUUGACACUGCAGGAUUGCGGACAAGUCAUGCCUGGAAGUAUAGUAGUUGUCAUUAAGAUGGAAGGACAGCCAUUUAUUUGUAAGACGGACGAAGUGGGUGAAAUUUGCGUGCACAGUGCUGCGACGGGUAGCCAAUAUUGGGGCUUACAAGGGCUUACCAACAAUACUUUCAAAGUAUCGCCCUUACAAGUCGACAGUACUGUUUUGGGUGAUGUAGAAUAUACGCGUUCUGGUUUGCUGGGUUUCCUUGGUCCUGGAGGACUCGUGUUUGUCUGCGGAUCGCGGGACGGUCUCAUGACAGUGACUGGCAGGAAACACAAUGCCGACGACAUUAUCGCCACUGUUUUGGCGGUUGAACCAAUGAAAUUCAUCUAUCGCGGUAGAAUCGCCGUUUUUAGCGUGAGAGUUCUUAGGGACGAAAGGAUAUGCGUCGUUGCCGAACAACGACCUGAUUGUAGUGAGGAAGAAAGUUUCCAAUGGAUGUCUCGAGUGUUGCAAGCGGUCGAUUCAAUUCACGCAGUAGGAAUAUAUUGUCUUGCCUUGGUACCACCCAACUAUUUGCCCAAAACGCCGCUGGGCGGCAUUCACCUGUCGGAAACGAAACGCCGCUUCCUCGAGGGUGCUCUCCAUCCGGCUAAUGUGCUCCUCUGUCCUCACACAUGCGUCACCAAUUUGCCAAAACCGCGCGAAAUCCAUUCAGCGGGGGAUUCUGUUGCAGAUGUCGGUCCAGCCAGUGUUAUGGUAGGGAAUAUUGUCCAAGGCAACCGAUUAGCCUCUGCACAGGGACGAGAUAUGGGUGUCCUAGACGAGGACAGUGAUAAUGCCAAAAAGUACCAAUUUAUCUCCGAAAUUCUACGGUGGCGCGCUGUCAGUACUUCGGAUCAUGUGAUAUUUACGUCGUUAAACGCAAAGGGCACCGUGGCUACCUCAUUGUCCUGCUCGCAGUUGCAUAAGAAGGCCGAGAGGAUCGGGAAUCUACUCUUAGAUCGAGGAAGGGUCAACACUGGGGACCAUGUAGCGCUCAUCUUCCCACCCGGUACCGAUCUGAUAUGCGCGUUUUACGGUUGUUUGUACGUUGGCGCUGUACCGGUAACCAUCAGGCCACCUCAUCCGCAAAAUCUCCAAACGACCUUGCCGACCGUUCGCAUGAUUGUGGACGUCAGCAAAUCCGUCCUCGUAUUGACUAACCAAACUCUUCUCAAGUUGUUGAAGACAAAGGAAGCGAACAACGUGGUCGACGUGAAGAGUUGGCCGAUGAUUCUAGAUAUGGACGACAUGCCAAAGAAGAAACUACCGGUGAUGUAUCGGGCACCCACCGCGGAAAUGCUAGCCUAUCUGGACUUCAGUGUUUCGACAACGGGCAUGCUCGCCGGCAUCAAGAUGUCUCACGCGGCGGUCACUUCGUUGUGCCGUGCCAUGAAGUUAGCGUGCGAGCUCUAUCCCUCCAGACAUAUCGCUCUCUGCCUGGAUCCAUACUCGGGCCUCGGUUUUGCCUUAUGGUGUCUCAGCAGUAUAUACAGUGGACAUCAUUCUAUACUGAUACCACCAUCCGAGGUGGAAGCCAAUCCUGCACUCUGGUUAUCGGCGGUUAGCCAGUCCAGAGUAAGAGACACAUUCUGUUCAUACGGCGUUAUGGAGCUAUGUACUAAGGGACUCGGCUCCUCGGUUCACGCACUUAAGGCGCGAGGCGUCAGUCUGGCAUGCGUGAGAACAUGCGUUGUCGUCGCCGAGGAAAGGCCACGGAUAGCGUUAACGACAAGUUUUAGUAAGCUGUUCUCCGCACUCGGUCUGAGUCCGCGCGCGGUCUCCACCUCAUUUGGCUGCAGAGUGAACACUGCCAUUUGUUUACAGGGAGCAUCCAGUCCGGAACCCUCGACAGUUUAUGUGGACCUUCGUGCAUUACGUAACGACCGAGUAUCUCUGGUGGAACGAGGCAGUCCGCAUUCUCUGUGUUUGAUGGAAUCGGGCAAAUUAUUGCCCGGCGUAAAAGUAAUUAUCGCAAAUCCCGAAACCAAGGGUCAAUGCGGUGACUCGCAUCUAGGCGAGAUCUGGGUACAGUCGUCGCACAAUGCGAGUGGUUACUUCACAAUCUAUGGCGAUGAGAGCGAUUAUGCUGAUCACUUCAACGCGCGACUGGUUACUGGUAAUACGAGCGAGGUCUAUGCGCGGACCGGCUACCUUGGCUUCCUGAGAAGGACCGAGAGCGUUCAGCAGUCGGUGAUUAGCGACGUACCUGGUGAUACUAACAAUGUGCCCGAGGCUGAUCUCGUGCCAAGCGACCCGGAACUUCAUGACGCCGUAUUCGUUGUCGGCGCUCUUGAUGAGGCCAUCCUACUACGAGGUAUGCGCUACCAUCCGAUAGACAUCGAGAACAGUGUCAUGCGGUGCCACAAGAAAAUCGCAGAAUGCGCUGUGUUCACAUGGACCAAUCUUCUAGUGGUAGUGGUAGAAUUGGACGGUAGCGAAAGUGAGGCCCUCGAUCUCGUAGCUCUGGUGACGAGCGCUGUGCUCGAGGAACAUCAUUUGGUGGUCGGCGUAGUUGUCGUAGUGGAUCCUGGUGUGGUACCCAUUAAUUCACGUGGUGAAAAGCAACGGAUGCACCUGCGCGACGGCUUUCUCGCGGACCAGCUCGAUCCUAUCUACGUGGCGUACAAUAUGUGAAUGAGUGUGCGAAAAAAAAGUUCUUACUCUCUCUGUAUUCCGCCCUCCUUCUCGCCGAUAGUUCUUAUCCGAUAUAUUGAGGCUGCAGUGGAACUUCAUUCGCGAGGACGAUUAGCUCCAAAUAAUUAUGGAACAAGCGGCAAGAAUUCUAAUUUGUUUUAUUUAACUAUUUAUGAAAGUUUUAUUGGGCUAUGAAUAUACUUUAAAGUUUCAAAUUUGGAAUCUGUGGAUUUGAUUAUCAGAUUUAUAAGAUCAGGUUCCGCGAGCUUUAACCUCUAGAGAACGGGAAGCCGAUUUAUCGGCUUUUAUUGAUUUAAAUGAAUUUAACGUGAUUUCUGAAUUUUAUAGUAAAAUAUAUCAUUUUUUGUUCUAAUAAUUUUAUUUUUUUGUAUUAUAUUGAUAUUUUAUUGUUUAUACAUGUACUGAUAUAGUAGAUUGAUAUAAUCUGUAUUUCUUAUCUCUCGAUCUUGAAAAUUUUCAUAUAUUUCUAUAUCAUAGAUUCCAUUAUAAAAGGUAUGAAAAUUAUUCUAAUAAAAUAUUUUAACAACAAAAAUUGUUUUUUUUGAAAAAAACAACAAUUUGUUUAUCAUUCCAAACGAGAAGUCGAGCUCUAGAGCGAUCUCAUCUUUUUUAUAGAUCAUUACUAUGGCUUAUAUCUUCAAGUUUUAAAUUGAAAGUUAUAAAAGUCUAGAAAACUGCAAAUCACCCCCGUUCUUUAAAGGUUAAUCAGUUAAUCAGCGCACAAGAUUCGUUAUUAGCACAAAUGAGCAAAAGAUUGAAGUAAAAAGUAAAUGAACAAAAAUAUCACGAUAAAUGGAGUUCUACUGCAUGUAUUAAGGAAUGUUAAUGCAUUCCAAGCAAGUAUUACUGGCAAAAGGUAUGUAUGUACAAAACAGUUUAAAAAUUCGACUGCCACAAAUUCUUGAAACUGAUUAAAUCGAGAAAUCAGUAUUACAUUACGUAUAUUAUAUAUAAUAAAAAUGAUCGAUGACAAAUCAUACAAUCGAUGGUGAACAGUAUCAGUAAAUAUAAAACUCGCAGUUUGCCAGCAUGUUCCGAUGUCCAACAAAAUUUUGUCGCCAAUGAAUAUUGCAUCUUUCAACUGUCGAUAACGAUCAAUUUCUACAAUGUUGAAAUUGCACAAACCGAUCGUAUUUUUUAUUUCGAUUCUUAUACUUGCAAAAUGAAGGAUGCACGAAAAUAAAGCGACACGCACAAAAUCGCAGUUUUGUACAUUUCAAGCCAAAGUCCUUGUGUCGUAAAAUGCGCGAACAUACUGAUGUACAUUAGUUUACAAUUUCACUGCGAAAAACAGCCCCUCUCGUUGACGGGAGCAAUGAAAGAUUUUGUCGCAAAGGCGAUUCGACAAUAUUCGUUUACAAUCAUUUUUUAUGAUUGUUAGUCAUACAUGUUUUUACUAUUGAGUAGCAGUCGAAUUCGAUAAUUAUUUAGAAUCGAUCAGAUAUUUUAUUCUCCCAAUUUUGUCCGCACAAAUGAGUAUAAGUAUGGAACUAGCUCAAACUCGCGUUUUAAGGAUGUAGGUAACUUUGUGUAAUAUCGACUUUAGGGCUUUCAUUUGUUUUAUUUUAUUUUAAUCAUUUACACUCGUAUCGCAAAAUCGGAAAUGUCAAACGGACAGCACGGCCUAUAUUUAUUAAAUAUAAAGAUAAGAUUAGAGACAGUUUUAGUAAAAAGAAAUCUUAAAGUCCAAUAGAAAAUUUAACACAAGGGAAACUUUUUAUAUUAACAUUUUAUACAAAAUGUAUUUGAAUAAUUUUAUAUACAGACUGAUUGAACUCUAAAACAAGACUAGCAUACAGGAAGAGAUUUCUUUUUCUUUUUUUUAAUUAACUUUUUUAUUUGAACUUUGUCUAUAAAAGUGAAACGCGUCAAGCCCGGAAGUCGAUCGCGAUUUAUAUCUCUUAUGACUUUCUUCAUUCACAAGAAUUCUUUUUUUACAAAUAUGUACAGUUGUUGAUAGCUCUUUAAUUUAAUAUCUUUUUAAACAUAUGACGACAUAUACGAUAUACACAGCAUAUAACGCGUAUCGUUGUGAGUAUUAUGAGACAUUGCGAUUAUAAUAAUCGCAUGUUAUAGUACUCACGUGUAUUUGUUGCGCGUCGAAGACUGGCAUUAAUUGUGAAUAUUACCUUAUUGGCGAAACAUUAUUUUUUUAUUACCGUUAUCGAUUCUUUAUAAACUGUUUCUGUUUUUCCAUUGAUAAUUGUGUUAUCUAAUUGUGUUGUCUUAUUUUCAAUCCUUAACGGAAUUUAAUUCGGGAGGAAAUAAGAUUUGAAAAGAAAAGCUUAAUUUUUUGCAGCGUACAUUUAUAUUUAAGGUAAUUUGACGACCUCAUCUAUGAGCUAUUUAUGACAUUUGCGCGAAUGAGCGUCCACGAACAAUCGCAAGUAUUUAUCGGCGACAAUUUCGUCAGUGCAAUACACACACAUGGCAUAGUGAUUUAUUAAGCGCUUGCAGAUAAUGAUUGAUCGUACCGGACUCUCGAUGUACACAGGCGGCUUUUGUAAAUACGUAACAUGAGGAAGAGAUUUCUCUCUCUCUCUCUCUCUCUCUUUCUCUCCUCCCUUCCUCCCUCUCUCGUCCCACGCAUGCUUCCCUAUUUUGCGAGCUGUUCAUUCACUAUCCUUUCUCUUGUUUACUUUUAUCUAUUUCCCCAUCUUUUCGUUGAUAAGCUAUCGUGCCAUGUUACUUGCCUUGUGUUACUUCCGCACUUUUACGCACGGAAAAAAAUGCAUGCCCGUAAAUAGCCACAUUUGCACAGGCUUGAUUGCGCUGAUAGCCGCAGUUAAUUGACUAUUAUUCGAGUUUUGUAUCAUUUCCUUCUUCCUUUUAAGUCCUAAUUUAUUAUAACUACAUGUUAUCGCUAUAAUCAUAAUGUAAACAAAGAAAAAAUACAACUUAAUAGCACAGGUA